UGAUUCUGGGAGACUCCUGGGGAAACCUGGGGGGUUGGCAACCCUAGUGAUGGAGUGUACUGAAAAAAAGAGUUGAAUUAGGCCAGGAGGGCCCAAUCAGUCAAUUAAGCUGCAAAGGGGGAGAUUUAGGCUGUGUGGAAGGCACUAAUUAGAAGAAGGCUCACCUGUGAGGGGACAGGAAGUGCUUCUAUAAAGCCAGGAGGCAGGAGACCGUGCGAGGGGCAUGGCAGGGAGGAAACCUGCAGUCUCUGUCCCUGAGGAAAGGGAGAAGGAAGGGGAGGUAGGAACCCCUGAGAAAAGGGGAUAGGAAGGAACCCAUGAGGAAGGGUUCAUCUCAUGGGCCUGAGGAAGAAGGGGCUGACUGGGAAGAGAAGCAUGGUAGGAAGCAGUCCCAAUGGGGCCCUGGACUGGAACCCACAGUAGACAGCGAGCCUGGGUUCCCCUGCCAUCCCCUGCAGAGUGGCAUUGCUUGGGGCAGUGAAUGGGGCAACUGCCUGACUCCCUGCUGGGAUGACAUAGGGCGGUGGGCUGAGGAUUGCCUGAGACUGCUGGUGCUGAGAGAGUUUGAAAGUCCUGCCCCUCUCCACUCCCCCCCAGCCCAAAGGGGAAAUCACAGUGUGACCUGGCUGGAGGGCCCAAGUCAUGAAGCAGCUGUACUGCGACUCCGUGAGCUGGGGGAGAGCUGCAGUGGUGGAAGAGAAGAAAGCUGGGUGCUGAACCAGGUGGAACUAAUUCCUGGAAUUACCAGAAGGAGGCACCACUGAGCAGAAUAACUGUAAGGCUUCAGCAAAAGCUGAUGGCAAGGAGUUAAUGUGUGCUAUUGAGAGAGCUGAAGCUCUGGGGUGGCAGAUAUUCUUUGUCUCAGGUUGGACUGUGAUGUUCCCCAAUGCUGCAGCAGAUUAAUAAUCCUUUAUACUGCACAGUCCGUUUACAAGGCAGAAGUUUUUCCUGCCUUUGCCACAGGCAGCAGUGAAGUAGCCAGGCAGGAAUGCUUCCAGGGCUAUCCAAAUGUAAGGGUGGCUUUUGCUCUGCGGACCAAGAGCUCCAUUGAGAGCCAACAACCCUUUUCAGAUGGGCCCAUCAAGCAGCCAACGCAUGGAAAAUACCGUUCAGCUGCCACCACCCUGAGCUGGAUUUGGACUGGUGUCCUGGAGGUGACAGAUCACUGCCGAUGCCCUGAGACAUCGAAGGUGACAUGAAUGGAGGAUGAAGACAGACCUAUUCUGACUUCUAAGGUGGGCCUUCCAGAACAGAACUGAGGACCGGCGGUGGGGUGACAUGGAGGAAGCUUGCCCUGCCAUUGCAUAUGGUCUACUUGUUCUGUAGAGACAUAAAAGGAGUUCCAGGCUCCUGAUGUGUCACAUGGCACUGUUUAGUUUAGGGUGAAAUUCACACCUGUGCAGAGGGCCAGUAGCGCUUAUAGGUCCCCACCAUUAUCAGGUUCCCACUGUGCGAGGUGCUGUGCAUACAUGAGACCAUUCUUAAGUCCUCUGUUGAUGGAAUAGGAGUGGUGCAUAACCCUUGUGCUAACCUGUUGAACGGGGUGAAUUCUACCCUUAAAAGUUUGACCCGUGCAGCAAAGCCAGAUCUGUUUGGAAACUGUCCAGAGGGAGGCCAUGCUAUGGUGAUGUAACAAUUCUAAAUGAAGGAAAGAGGAAAAUGCAAACAAUAAUCCAUGUGAAUGCAAGUGUUUAUUUUAUGAGCUAAAAGAUGGACUUGGGAAUGCGGCCACUUACUGUGCAUUAUACAUGGAACAAUCAUGCAAUGCUCCAAGUCAAAUACACCAGCAGCUGGGGAUGAAAAAAAUAGUGCAAAUAUAGAAACCUUGCUCCUUUAACAAAGGAAAUGCAAAAGUAACCCAAUUCUUGACAUUUUGGGGUCUCUAAGUAACCAUUUUAGUUCUUUGGAACAGGUCAGUCUCUUAGGGCAUGUCAAAGCCACUUGGAGGCAGCUUUCCCCCAGGUGAUAUUUACCACAAAAAGUGUCUUGGGAAAUGCAUCCCUGAUUGUUGGGGAGAACCAGCCUCCUUAAAUCAGAUCCAGGUCUCAGUCAGCACUGCUAAUUGCUGGGAAGAGAACACUGUGUAGUUAGCAGAUACAUCUAAGUUGGUUAUAUCCCCCCAUCAUCCCAUAUGGCUUCUCUCAACUGUCACAUGUUCCACUUCAGUUACAACUGUGUGCUGAGACGCAAGCCAGUGUUGCUAGGAAUAUUUUCUGUCCAAAUGUAACGGGACUGUCGAUUCUGGCUCCAGACAGGAGAAUUUAAAAUCUAUAUUGGAUAGAGUGUUGGAUUAAUAGCAGCACUCUGCACUUGUCUAAUCCCUUUCAUCUCAGGAUUUCAAAGCACCUGAUGAAGCUAGGAAAGUAUUUUCAUCUCUGCUCUGCAAGUGGGGGUGCAAAAUCAGAGGGGCUAAGUGUCUUAUCCGAGGUGUUGCAGGGAGCGUUUGGAAGAGCUGGGAAUGAAACUCAGGAGGCUUGAAGUCUGCAGUGCCUCCCAGAAGGGAAUCUUGAGAGCUUGGCAGCAGGAUGUGAGAGCAAAGCACGAGUGGCAGGCUGUGGGGAAGGUACGAGUCCAUUGAGGGCUGCAUGUGAGAAGCCAUUGAGACACAUACACCUUUACUAAGAGUUACAACUGUCCGAAGUCCACUAAAGGACCCAGACGUGACGGUGACUUUCUCAGGGAUACUGGGUUAAGAUUAUGUAUCCCUUACAGCUCUGUGAGCAUCCAAAUAAAACCUGUGAAUAGCCCAGCAUAAGAACUUUCCUCAGCUGACCCUUCAGGCCCUGCUGUCACUGCCAAAGUAGCUGAGGUUUGUCUUGGCCAAGUUGUUGAGCUGAUUUUUCUGAGCAAGUAUUUGGCUUAAGUAGAAAAAGUUCCAAAGGAUCCUGCAGCCAGCAGCUGGUUGGAGUUGCACACAGGGAGGUGAGUUCCUGUGCUGAUGGUCGCAAUGCCUACCCACGCAGUGAGAAAGGAGACGCCUGCUUUCCAAGAACCACUCUGGUUUGAAGAUGUUGGUCGCCCGCUUCCCACCCAGGAGAACCAUUUCCUUCCCUUUCCCCUUCAGACAGGAGUGUGACAUUAAACACCCCUGAGCUCCUGUAACUUCUCAGCAGCCAGUUUCCCAGUGACUCUCUUGGAAUCAGACUGGGCAGGGCUAAAAAGUAACAAGAUUUCUGCUCAUAUCCAGAAUGUGUCGGAUGGUCUCUGUCAACUCAGGUCAAAGGCCUUCGCUGUAUUAAACUUCAAUAGCCUCUUGAAUGACCGAUAUACUGCAGCAAUUAGAGCCUCCAGCAGACUCCUUUAUCAGCUGAGUCAUAGUCUGUUCAGAAGAGAAGUGGGUCCAGAAUCAGAACCCUUCAUCCAAACUUUGCUAUUGUUUGGAAUCUGAACCCAAUCCAUAUUUUGCAGAUAACCCUAUAAUUUUCUAGAGUGGGCCAAAACAAGCCUCCAGACAUGGCCGGUGUUUGAGUUCUGGAUUCAGCUUUUGCAAACUUAUACCUAUGUGGUCUUGGAACUCGGCCUGGGACUCAGAAGACCUGGUUCAAGUCCCUGCUCUGCCACAGACUGUGACCUUUGGCAUGUCAGAGAGACAGAUAUGGAUCAAAUGGAAGGACUUUCUGCAGACAGAAUCAAGGGCUCUCUUUCAUCUGACGAGGAGAAGUGUGGUAGAUAUAAAUACAUUGUGGGAUUUUUAUACCUUUUCCCUCUGGUGGCUUUGUUGGCUACCCUGAAAGAUCCAGUUGGAGCUGCAGCUCAGAAAUCUCAGGAAGACGCCAUAUCGCCUGGCUUUCGGGGGGUGAGUGCCCCAGCUCUCCCACACCUACCCUGUACACGGAGAAAACGAUACACGCUCACACCAGGGCAGCUGAAAUGGGACCACUUCAACCUGACGUACAGAAUCGUGUCCUUCCCGAGAAACCUCAUUAAUGAAAGUGACACACGGAAGGGGCUGGCAGCUGCUUUCCGAAUGUGGAGCAAUGUUUCACCAUUCAACUUCAAGGAGGUGCCACCCAACUUGGCUAGUGACCUGGAAAUAGGCUUCUAUUCCAUAAACCACACUGAUUGCCUGGAGUCACUCAUCCAUCAUUGUUUUGAUGGGACAACAGGGGAGCUCGCCCAUGCUUUCUUCCCAAAAAAUGGGGAAAUCCAUUUUGAUGACCAUGAAUACUGGAUAUUGGGAAACACCCGGUUCAGCUGGAAAAAGGGUGUUUGGCUUACAGACCUGGUACAUGUAGCAGCUCAUGAAAUUGGACAUGCCCUGGGACUCAUGCACUCCCUGAAUUCUAAUGCCCUGAUGCACAUCAAUGCCACUUUAACUGGGAAAAAGACCAUCUCCCAGGAUGACAUGUGGGGGAUUCACAGACUCUAUGGCUGCACAGACAGACUAUUCGUAUGUCCAUCAUGGACUCGGAAAGGUUUCUGUGAGACUCGUAGGAAGUUGAUGAAAAAGCACUGUCCGUCCAGCUGUGAUUUCUGCUAUGAAUUCCCUUUUCCAACAGUAGCGCCAACUCCUCCUCCACUCAGGACGAAAACCAAGAUUGUUCCUGAAGGCAGGAAUGUCACCUUUCGCUGUGGACAGAAGAUUAUUCAUAAAAAAGGCAAAGUUUACUGGUAUAAAGAUAAGGAGCUUCUGGAAUACUCAUAUCCAGGUUACUUAGCCUUAAAUGAUUACCACAUGAGCAUUAUUGCCAAUGCAAUUAAUGAAGGAACCUAUACCUGCAUUGUGAAGAAAAAGCAAAGAAUCCUGACUACCUAUUCCUGGAGGAUUAGGGUUAGGCACUAACAAGGGUCUUGAAUGAGGACAUCAGUUACGGCUAGUUAAGUUUCAGACAAAAAUCCCAUCCUCUUCUGCAUUUUAUGUUUAACCUCCAGCCGAGCAUAGAACUCAGUUGCUACCAGGGGAGGGGCAAGAAAGUUGGACACUGGAGAAAUUUUUCCAACGAUCAAGAAUUAAGCACAUGCUGCUGGAAAAGAGGGAAAAAAUCCUGAAGCCAAGAUGACCCAGGUAAUUGUAGAUCAUUUAAAAACUAACCAGUCCUUCGCUGUAUUAAUGAAACCUGGAUUUAGAUUAAAAAUGGGUCACCAGUUUGAUAUUGCAAUAGCUUUGGAUAUAUAUUGGAAACAAAAGGACUGGUUAAUGUUCCAGGGUUUGUCAUGCUGUCAAGCAUUUCUUUGUAUUUCUAAAAUGCCAAUAUAUGGCAUCAGAGGGGCUUGAAACAAAAGACUGAUCCCUGGCUGAAUUCUCCAUGGAUGCUGUUAUUUGAGUACUGAAGGAGGUCUAACUCAUAAAAAUGAGUUUCUGGAAAAAGCUCAUUCUAAAGGAAAAUUUCUCUAAUUCCAAAUGUUACAUAACUAAAAUAGCCAGGGAAUGCGUCUUCCCCCCGUAAAUGUUUCUGUGGUUUGCAUUUAUCACAAUGUGUUUACCUCUGUCUGUAGCUUCCAAGCCUGCAUCAGAUGUCAUUCUUAGAUAAGUUACCAAUAAAUCACUAAAAUAA
Molecule: messenger RNA, 5495 nt
Organism: Dermochelys coriacea (leatherback sea turtle)
Lineage: Eukaryota; Metazoa; Chordata; Testudines; Dermochelyidae
Gene: MMP23B
Product: matrix metallopeptidase 23B
Exons: 10
Coding region: 3596-4783 (395 amino acids)
Biological process (GO): collagen catabolic process; extracellular matrix organization; proteolysis
Cellular component (GO): extracellular matrix
Molecular function (GO): metalloendopeptidase activity; zinc ion binding
Source: RefSeq, a predicted model, not a curated record